Molecule: messenger RNA, 701 nt
Organism: Acanthopagrus latus (yellowfin seabream)
Lineage: Eukaryota; Metazoa; Chordata; Actinopteri; Spariformes; Sparidae
Product: leukocyte cell-derived chemotaxin-2-like
Exons: 4
Coding region: 130-588 (152 amino acids)
Source: RefSeq, a predicted model, not a curated record
AUAAACCUUCCAGCUGACCUGUUGCUGUCUGAGUCACUGUGGACUUUCCACUGUGUUGAAACAUCAGCUGGUAUAAAGGCUGAGCGACACCAGAACCUCUUCAUCUGGAUCAAACUGCCACUCUUCAAGAUGAGACGUGUCGUCGUCGUCGUGCUCGCUGUGUUGUGUGUGUGUGAUGCUGUGACGUUCGGUCCUCUCUGCAGUGGGAACUCUAACAACAGCAGACGGAGGUCGGACUCCUGGGGACAGGGACACUACGGGGCCAGACGGGGGGACCGGGUCCACAAAGGUCUGGACAUCGUGUGCAGAGACGGGUCCACCGUCUACGCUCCGUUUGACGUCACGCUGCACGGAAACGUCAUCGUGUACACCGACCCGGCGAAGGCGGCCAUCAACAACGGCAUCAACCUGAGAGGAGAAGGUCUGUGCUUUAAGUUGUUCUACGUUCGGCCUGAGAAAACCUCAGGAUCUGUGAGGAAGGGCCAGAAGAUCGGCACCAUGCUGCCCAUGCAGAGUGUUUACCCCGGGAUCACCUCACACGUCCACGUCCAGAUGUGCGACAAGAGCGACCCAACACCGUACUUCUGAUGGACCCAGGAGGAGUUCUGAUGGACCCAGGAGGAGUUCUGUAACAUCUGUGUGUUCACAUCGAAGAUGUUUUUAAAGCCAAAUGCUCCUCUGUAAAUAAAAUGUAAAAAGCA